AUGAGUUUCGCCAUCCGCCCCUGCGCCCCCAAGGACCUGAAGGACAUCAUGCGGCUCGUGAAGGAGAUUGUGGGCUUUUACGACGCCACUUUGGGCUCGCUCAGGACCAACGUCGAAGAGCUGAAGAAGGCUGGUUUUGGGGAACAGGCCCGGUACAAGUGCUUUGUGGCUGAAGUCCCCUUCGAGGAGAAAAGCAAGGAAGGCCACACCCUUAUUGGGUACACCCUCUUCUCGUACACCUAUAACACCUGGAGAGGGAAGAACAUCUAUUUGGACAAUCUGUACGUCAUGCCGGAAUUUAGAGGGAGGCAGAUCGGGAAGGCGCUGUUGGAGCAGGUGGCUGAGGCUGCUUGGCGCCAAGGGCUCAGCCAACUCCAAAUGCACAUUUCCUCACAGAAGGCGGAUAACCUGAGCUUCAUCAAGAAGCGGGGAGGUGAAAACCUGACCGAGAAGGAUGGCUUGCACCUCCUGUGUUUCCCCAACGAGGCGCUGAAGAGGCUGGCAGCUGAGAGCAGAUUCUAG
Zootoca vivipara (common lizard) is the source of this 522-nucleotide messenger RNA. RefSeq names its product diamine acetyltransferase 1-like. The record is from RefSeq and is a predicted model, not a curated record. Gene Ontology annotation, molecular function: N-acetyltransferase activity. Lineage: Eukaryota; Metazoa; Chordata; Lepidosauria; Squamata; Lacertidae.